Messenger RNA from Ramularia collo-cygni, 1809 nucleotides. Its product is annotated as related to monooxigenase. The coding region runs from base 1 to 1809 and encodes 602 amino acids. Lineage: Eukaryota; Fungi; Ascomycota; Dothideomycetes; Mycosphaerellales; Mycosphaerellaceae. The transcript is spliced from 14 exons. The record is from RefSeq and is a predicted model, not a curated record. Gene Ontology annotation, molecular function: flavin adenine dinucleotide binding; NADP binding; N,N-dimethylaniline monooxygenase activity.
AUGGCCAACAUGGAACAGCUACGCCGUGAUGUGACCAUUCAGGAGGUGCCAAUGGGCACGAGACAACCAAUCAAAGUAAUAUUCAUUGGGAUGGGGGCGUCUGGCGUUAAUUUUUGCAAGAAACUGUCGGAGAAGACCUUGAAUGUCGAUCUUGUAGUAUACGAAAAGAACAAAACGCUUGGAGGUACUUGGUAUGAGAACCAAUAUGAGGGAUGUGCUUGCGACAUUCCAAGCGUCUGCUAUCAAUUCACCUGGGACAGAAAGCCAGAUUGGGCAUCUUAUUAUUCUGGCUCUGCGCAAAUUCACCAAUAUCUUGAGGAUCUUUCCGAUAAAUACGACUUGAGGCGAUAUGUCAAAUUUGAGCAUGAGAUUGUAAAAGCCGAAUGGCUUUCUGAAGAGGGUCUGUGGGAGGUGACCAUCAAGCACGGAAGCGAGACUUUCAAAGAUCGAGCCGAGUUUUUGAUCAAUGGCGGUGGUGUAUUGAACAAAUGGCGCUGGCCCAAGAUCAAGGGCAUCGAUGCCCAGGGAAAUACCCCUUUCAGGGGCAAACUGAUGCAUAGUGCUCGAUGGGAUAAAUCGUAUGAUUUGACGGACAAGAAAGUCUUGAACAUUGGGAUUGGCAGCAGCGGUGUUCAGAUCAUUCCAAACAUUGUGGAUCGGGUGGAACAGCUUCAUGUGGUAGCACGCUCUCCAGUUUGGAUCACAAUGGGGUUUGCCCAAACAUGGGCUGCUCAGACCGGCGGUAAUUUCAAGUACUCGGAAGAGAUCAAGCAACGAUUCGUUGAUGAUCCCGAGUUCUAUCAGCGAUACUGCAAAGCGAUCGAGUCCGAACUCAAUGUCCGCUUCAAACUGAUCAUCAAGAAUACCCCCGAGUCCAAAGCCGCCAAAGAGUUUUCAAUCAACGAAAUGACACGCAAGCUGGGGGGCCGKAAAGAUCUCAUCGACAAUCUAAUGCCCAAAGACUUUGACAUUGGCUGCCGAAGACCGACCCCGGGUAAUGGGUUCUUGGAAGCGCUCACACAGGACAAAACUACCGUCCACUUCGGGGAGAUUCAGGAGAUCACCGAGAACGGCUACGUCGAUAAGAAUGGCGUCGAACAUGAAGUCGAUUGCAUUAUCUGUGCUACAGGGUUCGACACAUCUUUCAAGCCGGGGUUUCCAAUCUUAUUCGACGGUAAGAAUCUGCAGGACCAGUUCACAGGAGAUAUCGUAGGCUAUCUGGGCCUCUCAUCCCCUGAAAUCCCAAACUACUUUAUCUUCAUCGGCGCAUAUGGUCCACUUGGACACGGCUCCGUUAUGCCCAUGAUUGAAUUCUACACAGAUUACGUCUUCCAAGUGCUGGAAAAGGUCCAGACGGAAUACAUCAAACGACUUUCAGUGAAGAGAUCCGCUGCCGAGGACUUUACAAGAUAUGCAGACAAAUAUCUGCAAAGAACUGCAUGGAAUGGGCCCUGCAGCUCAUGGUUCAAAAACGGCAAAACUGCAAACAAACCGGUACUCUGGCCCGGUAGCAGGAUCCACUACCUCACAGUGCUAGAAAAGCCUCGCUACGAGCACUUUGACAUCGAAUACAAAACGGACAACAGCUUCAGUUUCCUGGGUGAUGGGUUCUGUACCCGAGAGCUCGAUGGUCGGGAUCUGACGUGGUACAUGGGUCUGCUGAAUCCCGAGGAGGAAGGGGAUAAACAGCCUGGAAGCUUCACUAUGGAUAUGGAGGAUGGUGGAGGUAAAUUUACUGCACGGCAGAAGGAAUAUGAGGAUGCAAGGGCGGAGAAACAGGCUGUUGUUGAUGGGAAUGCUACGGGUUGA